CAGCGCUCCGGUGCCAUGCCUUCUUAACCUACGCCACGCUGCGCCAUUUACUGUUUCACACUUAUACCUGGCUUCAACUUUGAAGCAAAGUUCCCUCUCUCUCUCUCUCUCUCUCUCUCUCAAACCUACUGGUAGUUGUAGUUUCUGAGAAUUUUGCAGUUCCAAUGUCUGCUUUCGGAACCCCUACGGCCCUGAACCCUAAUCCGAAUAAAUCCUUUGAGGUGGCUCAACCUCCCAGCGAUUCAGUUUCAAGCCUUAGUUUUAGCCCUAAGGCCAAUUACCUGGUUGCUACUUCGUGGGAUAACCAGGUAAGAUGUUGGGAGAUAAUGCAUAGUGGGGCUGUUGUAGGUAGUACACCCAAGGCUUCAAUAUCUCAUGACCAACCGGUGUUGUGCUCGGCUUGGAAAGAUGAUGGAACAACUGUAUUUUCCGGAGGUUGUGACAAGCAAGCAAAAAUGUGGCCUUUGUCUGGUGGGCAGCCAAUGACUGUGGCCAUGCAUGAUGCACCUAUCAAAGAGAUUGCGUGGAUCCCAGAGAUGAACCUCUUAGUUACAGGAAGUUGGGACAAGACCCUCAAGUAUUGGGAUACUAGACAGUCAAAUCCAGUGCAUACUCAACAACUCCCUGAUCGUUGUUAUGCACUGACAGUGAGGCAUCCUUUGAUGGUUGUUGGCACUGCAGAUCGAAAUCUGAUAGUCUUCAACUUGCAGAACCCCCAGACUGAGUUCAAGAGAAUCACUUCACCUUUAAAGUAUCAGACAAGAUGUGUCACUGCCUUCCCUGAUCAGCAAGGUUUCUUGGUUGGCUCGAUAGAGGGAAGGGUUGGUGUGCACCACCUCGAUGAUUCACAGCAAAGUAAAAACUUCACUUUUAAAUGCCACAGGGACGGCAAUGAGAUAUACUCUGUCAACUCUCUGAACUUCCACCCUGUGCAUCACACUUUUGCAACUGCGGGGUCUGAUGGUGCUUUUAACUUCUGGGACAAAGACAGCAAGCAGAGACUCAAGGCCAUGGCUAGGUGCAGUCAACCAAUACCAUGCAGUACAUUCAACAACGAUGGUUCACUCUUCGCGUACUCAGCAUGCUACGACUGGAGUAAGGGCGCUGAGAAUCACAAUCCAGCAACUGCAAAGUCCUACAUUUUCCUGCAUCUGCCACAGGAGUCUGAGGUUAAAAGCAAGCCACGCGUUGCAACUGGUAGAAAGUGAAGGUGCUCAUUACUUGAAUUACUACAGCUCAUCGGAGAUUUGAUCAUCUCUCUUUUUGGCCUAGUACAAGGACCGUCUCUCUUUUUCUCCUCCCUCCCCUUCCUCAAUUACUGCUGUAUGAAAGCAGUUUACUGUCAUUGGAUAUAAUGAGGUUCACCAGGUGGUGGUUUUCUGCAUCGUGAGAGGGCAUUUAGUGCAUGUUUGGGGUUGUGGUAGAAAAUAUUACUUUUAGCUUAAGGCUUAUAACUUAGAGCUUAACGUAAUAAGCUCUAUUAUUAAAAAGCUAUUUACUGUUUGGGAUCCGUAUGUCUAAAGCACUUUCAAAUAUAUUAGAUUUGUUUGGAAAUGAA
Carya illinoinensis is the source of this 1558-nucleotide messenger RNA. Its product is annotated as protein RAE1. NCBI's taxonomy places the organism in Eukaryota, Viridiplantae, Streptophyta, Magnoliopsida, Fagales, Juglandaceae. The transcript has 12 exons. Gene Ontology annotation, biological process: transcription-dependent tethering of RNA polymerase II gene DNA at nuclear periphery; RNA export from nucleus. The record is from RefSeq and is a predicted model, not a curated record. The coding region runs from base 165 to 1208 and encodes 347 amino acids. Gene Ontology annotation, cellular component: nuclear pore. Gene Ontology annotation, molecular function: ubiquitin binding; RNA binding.